Molecule: messenger RNA, 2594 nt
Organism: Cucurbita moschata (crookneck pumpkin)
Lineage: Eukaryota; Viridiplantae; Streptophyta; Magnoliopsida; Cucurbitales; Cucurbitaceae
Product: formin-like protein 4
Exons: 2
Coding region: 198-2576 (792 amino acids)
Biological process (GO): actin cytoskeleton organization; actin nucleation
Molecular function (GO): actin filament binding
Source: RefSeq, a predicted model, not a curated record
UUUAAACAAAAAAAAGGGUUUGUUUACAUUGAAGAGAAACAACAACAACUAACUGCUCUUUGAAACUGUCAGCCACCAAAAUACCAAAAAACACACGACAAUGUUCUUCACAUCUUUUUACCUUCAUUUUCAGAGCUUCCUUCUUCUUCUUCCAUAUUCCGCCGGAUUUGAUCUCUCUCUCUUCCACUCUCUCCGCCAUGCCUUUGCUGCUUCUGCUUCAGCUAUGGCAGCUUCAUCUCUUCCUCUUCUUCCUCUCUGUUUCUUCUGUUUGUUAUUGCCAACUCACUCCCCCUCAAAAUAUCCAAACUUUCUACCCUUCCCCAUUUAUUCCUCAACCACCGUCGCCAUUGUCCUCUCUUGUGCAACCGACGCCAUCGUCCUCACUUAAGCAUUGGCUGCCGUCGUCCACGUUAACGAGGACCAUAACGACGGCUGUGGCUGUCACUGCAGUGAGUACGGCUCUGAUUUCCACGUUGUUCUUCUUCUUGAUCCAGAGAUAUCUGAUCAGAAGAAAACGAAAUGUAGAGGUGGCAAAUUCGGGUCCGGUUCCUGGACCGAUCUUGCAGCCGGCGGUUGCUCAGAGUGAAUCUUCGUGUCCUGAUGGGAAUCUUAAAGGGUAUAUUGUGGAUGAAAAUGGAUUGGAUGUGAUUUAUUGGAAGAGACUUGAAAGAAGGAAUUCCAGUAAUAGCUUUGAUUGGAGUGAUAGACAAGAAAAUGUUAUGAAAAAUCGAAGCAAAAAGACGAAGCCUGUUCAAGAAGUUCCUCUGCUUCGAGGAAACGCUUCGCCGGAGGAUGAAGAACCCAGUUGGAUUACAUCUCCUUCGCCGCCUCAGAUUAACCACCCUCCGCCGUUUACUGGGAAUUCUGUUCAGGCAGUUGGAAAACCAUCAAGUAGUUCAAUUCAUUCAUCAAUAGAGCAUUCACAAUCUCUCAGGGCCGUUCCUUACGACAAAAGCUCUGUUCCAACAUCGCCGCCGCCAGUUCCAGCCAAGACCAAUACAAGACCACCACCGCCACCACCUCCCAUCCCAGUCAAGACCAAUUCAAGACUGCCCCCACUGCCUCCUAUUCAAGUCCAGACCAAUGCAGCACCACCACCUCCGCAGCCGCCCAAUGCCGGCGCUUCAAAAGGGGGUAAUUCCUCUGGCGAGGCUUCAUCAGUCGAGAAUGGUCAGGUUAAAUUCAUACCCCUGCAUUGGGAUAAAGUGAACACCGCAAAUACCGAUCAUUCUAUGGUUUGGGAUAAAAUGAACGGCGGUUCUUUCAAAUUUGAUGGGGAUCUUAUGGAAGCUCUGUUUGGAUAUGUCGCAACCGACCGGAAAUCCCCCCGGAACGAUGCUAGUUCUUCAGCAAACGCCUUUGGCCGGAACUCAGGGCCGUCGCAAACUUUCAUUCUUGAACAGAAGAAAUCUCAGAACAUAGCCAUUAUAAUCAAGUCCUUGACCAUUCCUCGCAACGAAAUCCUCGAUGCGCUCAACGAAGGUCAAGGCCUCGAAACAGAUAAUCUUGAAAAACUCACAAGAAUUGCUCUGACCCAAAAAGAAAUUUCCCAAAUUCUUGAGUAUGAAGAAGACCCCCAGAAGCUUGCUGAUGCUGAAUCUUUCCUUUACCAUCUUCUCACAUCGGUUCCAACAGCCUUUACGCGUUUCAACGCCAUGCUUUUCCGAUUGAAUUUCAGCUCCGAGAUUAUCCAUCUCAAGAAAUCUCUACGAACUCUGGAAUCUGCCUGCAAGGAGCUUAGAUCUCGAGGGUUGUUUUUAAAAUUGCUUGAAGCAAUUCUCAAAGCUGGGAAUCGGCUGAAUGCAGGAACUGCAAGAGGAAAUGCCAGAGCUUUCAACCUUACAGCUCUCCGCAAGCUCUCUGAUGUUCAAAGCACUGAUGGGAAAACCACUUUGCUUCACUUUGUGGUGAAAGAAGUCAUCAGAACAGAAGGGAAAAAGUGUGUUUUAAACAGGAACAAGAGCAUGAGCCGUAACAACAGCAGCAAUAGCAGUGAGAGCAGCUUUAGCAGCCGCGAAAAAUCGACUUCGAAAGAGGACGCAGUAAAGGAAUAUAUGAUGUUGGGACUGCCAGUGGUGGGAGGUCUAAGCGCUGAGCUCUCUAAUGUAAGGAAAGCGGCGGCAAUCGACUACGAGAGUGUUGCCAAGGCUGCGUCAUCUCUGACUAGCCCAACUCUAGAAAUCCGGCAGCUUUUGAUUCAAAUUGGGAACAAUGGAGGUGGGUUUACAAAGGAAAUGAGAGGGUUUCUUGAGGCAGCAGAGGAUGAGCUGAAGGUGGCGAGAGAAGAACAGACGAGAGUGAUGGAGCUAGUGAUGAAGACAACAGAGUAUUAUCAGGCUCAAAGUUCAAAAGAUAAUGAAGCAAAUAGGCUUCAAUUAUUCAUCAUAGUGAAAGAUUUCCUAGAAAUGGUAGAUCGGGUAUGUAUUGAAAUUGCCCGAGAACUCCAGCAGAGAUCGUCUGCCGUCGAUGUGGGUUCGUCACAGGUGAGAUCAAAGACUGUCUUCCCUAGCUUGCCGGAAAAUUUUAUGUCGGACAAGUCCAAAGGCAGUUCUAGUGAUUCAGAUGAGGAAUUCUGAGCACAUAUUUUCCAUAAA